AUGGCCUAUCUUAUUCUAACUGAAAAAUCCAUGAAUCGUUUUCAGCUGCUUGAUUGGGUUGGACAGGACCCUAUCAUGAGGCAAGUGGAAGGAAAAAAUCCCAUUACCAUAUUUUCCCUCACAAUCAAUGAGAUGUGGUGGACAGGAGAUAGUGAAGUGGGCGAGGGAGGUGACAUCAGUAAGAAGACAACAUGGUACAGGAUAUCUGUCUUCAGACCAGGCCUCAGGGAUGUCACCUAUCAUUAUGUGAUGAAGGGCUCUCAAAUCUUUGUUGAAGGGAAGAUAGAUUAUGGUGAAUAUACAGAUAAGAACAAUGUGCGGUGACAGGCCACAACAAUUAUAGCAGAUAAUGCGAUUUUUCUGAGUGAUGGCUCAAUGAGAGACAAGGUGUGAUGUCGUCAG
This is a messenger RNA of Sturnus vulgaris (Common starling), 402 nucleotides long. The record is from RefSeq and is a predicted model, not a curated record. NCBI's taxonomy places the organism in Eukaryota, Metazoa, Chordata, Aves, Passeriformes, Sturnidae.